UAAUCAUACGUGCAGUUUGCGGGCGCGUAAUAAUUGAUGGUGUUAUUAUAAAUGGGAAUCAUUAUGACAGCUGCUAUAGUGGCAAUUAAAUUUUCAAAAACAACAAAACCUGAAUUCAUGAAGAAAAGCAUGCUGGUGGAGAAGGGGCGAGGCAUAUUUUGACUGAUUAUUCUGUGGAAUAAAAUAAUUAACCGAUUGACUCCUGGUGUGUUUUGUGACAUAGCUGCUUAGGAGACGUGGCUCAUGAUGAUGCUGCAGAAGCAGCUCUAGCAAAUAUUGCGCGAUGCACAGGGUAGAGCAUGUGCAUUCAGAAUGAGAGAGAGCUUUUAACAGCCAAACGCCAGACAGCCUGAAGCAGGAGGAGGUCAGGGCUCCAAGUUCACGCAAGACAUGCAGCCUAAAAAGCGGACCAACUUUCCCUCUUCGGCUUUGAUUAGCAGAGGGGCGUAAUGAACCUGAUGGCCAUUUUAAGGAUUCUUGCAAAGAGAAGGGCCCGUUAGAUUGGCAAAAAAAAAGGAAAAACGAGUGCCCUCCUAUUCUGAAGACGGCGGACACAUCACCGCUUUUCUGAGAAAAAUCCUCCUCUCCAGGAUGUCAGUCAUCCCCGUGGGUGAGAGGAGCGCGGAUCCGAGCGGCGUUGAGACCUACGACAGCGGCGAUGACUGGGAGAUCGGGGUGGGCGAUCUGAUCAUCGACCUGGAUGCAGAUUUGGAGAAGGACCGACAGAAGCUGGAGAUGAACCGCCUGGGCAGCGCCAAAGGCAGCACGAAGGAGUACGAAGGGAUGGGGUCCGCUUGCGCCAACGCCGCGACAUCAGCCGCCGCAUCCGACGGCCUCGCGUUCGCCUCCGCGCAGCCCUCCGUCCCCCAGGGGAGCGGCGGCGCCCGGGAGGGCGGCAGGGGGAAAGUGAAGCGGAGCAAAACUCCCAGGGACGCCAGCAAAUCCGCGUCGCCGUCCGCGCCGUACGGCGCCCCCGAGACAUGCGCGGGCGCGAGCCAGGACGCUCAAGGACGCUCCGUGGAGGCGCUCGCGACCAUGAACCCGGCGCCGGGCCAGGCGGUCGGCGGCGCGCGCGCAAGCGGCGAGCAGUGCGCCAGAGGCAAGGAGGAGAAGAGCGGCAGGACUCAGAGCAGGAGCGCGAAGAGGGAGCGGGACGGCGGCAGCAGGGCCAAGCGGGAGAGGCAGGAUGCCGCGCACGCGAGCUGGCAACUUGGCAACGUGUACGCGCCGGGAAGCAAAGGCAGUCCGUGCGGCAGCGGAGACGGCGGCGGCGCCGGAGACACGGCGAAGAACGGCGUGGACUGUGGAGUAAUGGACAGCGCUGGUGUGGGCAAGAGGAGCGAUGACGACACCGCCGCCGCACCUGCCAAGAGGCCCAAAGCCGACAAGGCAGAUUCCAUGUUCACAGUGCCUGUGUCCCUGCCUCCAGCUUCUCAAGCGCCAACCCCAUACGUCCACCUGUACCCGCCCAUUUCCUCUCCAUCGGAGCAGCUUCUGGUUCGGACACGGUCCAUAGGAACCAACACACGCGAGGUGGGGAAUGGCACCGACCCGGCCCUCCUCGGGCCAUGCGAACCUGGGACCACGGUCAACCUAGAGGGCAUUGUGUGGCACGAGACGGAGGAAGGUGUUCUCGUGGUGAAUGUAACGUGGAGAAAACGGACGUAUGUGGGCACACUGCUAGACUGCACCAAGCAUGACUGGGCACCUCCCAGAUUUUGUGAAUCCCCAUCAAGUGAUUUUGAGAUGAGAGGUGGGCGUGGUCGUGGGAAGCGAAUGCGACUGGCGAUUCCCAGUCUUCCCGACAUUGAACCUGGCUUCUCCAAGGUUCGAGGUCUGCCACACAAAAACCGUGGUGGUAGCGUCCACGGGAAAGGUCGGCGGGCGAGCCUGAACCUGAUCGGCAGCUGCAGGAUACCUCCAUUCUUCACUGUUGAGGAGAUCAAGUCCACCUCAAUGAUCUCUGGGAAACGCAAAAAUAAGCCGCCUGCGGAUCUCGAUUUGAAUUUAGUCUCGGAGGAUGUUAAAUCAGGAAAGCGAAUCCGGGCUAAAUCCAGGAGUGCUCCCUCCACCCCACAGGGGAAGUCCGACCCAUCAUUCAUAGACCAGGGUUGUUCUUCACCAACCCUAAUAGACUGCCCACAUCCCAACUGUAACAAGAAAUACAAACAUAUCAAUGGCCUCAGGUACCACCAGACACAUGCACACCUGGACCUUGAUCGCAAACUGGACUUUGAGGUGGAAGGUGAGGCCCGAAUUUCAGACUGUGAGGAGUCCCUCAGCAACAUAACGUUGGACUGUCCGGAGAGCACCGAGAGUCCUGUAAAGACAAGUUCUCUGUUUAAGCUGACUACACUUGGAAUGCCAAGAAACAGGAAGGUGCCACUCAAUAAUGAUCAUGCUCCUGCAACAAAUGCUAAAGUACGCAGAAAUUCAGGGACCAAAGAGGGACUUGAUGACUUAAGUAAUCUGCCAAUCAUCUCCAAUAUGACUGUGUUGCUAGAGAACUGCCUUGUGACUGACAGGAGCUCGUCAACAGAGAUGCCCAAACUGGAAGCGGAAGGGUUGAUUGACAAAAAAGGUAUGUGUGACAAGAGUAAAAAGGCAAAUGGGAAAGUUGAUAAAUGUUCGUCCAAGUCCAAGAUCACCAGACCUAUUGCUCCUGCUCCUCCUCCGCCAAAACUCAUUGCAAUCUCUACUGCUACCUUCACCAGCAACACAGCUGGAACCAUACCUCAUCAGACCUCGCCACCGGCAGUCGUUGGUCACAUAGCAAAUAAAAGUCCUCUUCUAAAGCCAAUCAGGCCUAAGUCAAGCAGCGGUGAGCCAAAUUUGGUCAACUCAACCCUGGUCACUGGGAAAGACAACAGGAGGAAGGAGAAACGUAGAUUUAAGGACAGAGACUGCAAAGAAGGGAGAAGUCCCAAGAGUGAGCACAAGCUCUUGAAAACGGAUUUGGCAAAAGGCAUGGGAAAAGAAUUUCCGGUAAGUCUGCUGAAAGAGCACUUGAGUAAGCAGGAUUCCACAAACGGCAUGUCUGAAUCCCAGGAGAGCCGUAUGGCCAGCAUUAGGGCCGAGGCAGACAAGGUGUAUACUUUUACUGACAAUGCUCCGAGCCCUUCCAUUGGUACCUCUUCCAGGCUUGAUGGCGGUACGCUUUCGAAUGGUGACGGCAAUACCACCAAAACAAACAGCCCCGCCUACUCUGACAUAUCAGAUGCAGCUGACGAUGGUGGAGGGGACAGUCGUUCUGAGGGCACAAGGACCAAAGGAAGCUUAGCCUCUGAUGCCAGCUCCAACAAGGACAGCCACACCAAAGGCUUUCAAACCACAGCAACACAAGAGGCAAUGGGAAAAGAGGCCCAGUCUCCAUACUACCACGGAUAUGACCCUUACUAUCUCUCAGGUUACCUGCAGUCUGGGCAGCCGAACAACUCUUUUUCAAACGUCAGCUCUCUUAAUGACGCCAGCCCCAGGAAAGAGGAUGUAAAAGAGGACGGUGUAGAAAAGGAAAGUGACGAAUAUGUGGAAGGUAAAAAGAACGAUGUGGUGAACUCAAGUUCGCAGUCUCAACUCCAGCUGGCUAUGAUGCAGACGCAGACGGCCCUCGCUCAGUCAUUGUACUAUGGGCAAUACACACGUGGUCUUUACGUGGACCAGAAAUUGUUGAUGUUAUCCAACACCUACAGGCCGCCUUACGAGAAGUUCUACGAUGAACCCCAGUUUGGAGAGCAGAAAGCAACACAGUUAAACCAAGAAGCAGAGGCGAAAGAGCAAUCAAAGGAGGAGACGAAUCCAAAGAUGGUUUCGUCAAGUGUGGCAUCAAAGGCCACUGACUCUGUGAAGUCCUGUUGCCCCAAACCAGGACUGACGGAGGAGCUGGGGGAAAAACACAUCCCUGUCAGUCAGCAUCAGCAAGGGAAGCCUGCACUUGUCAGUGAAAUGAACAGCCAGCAUAAUGCCAAGGAUGGUGCUGAGAUGAAACUUGCCAUGGAUUCUGUGAAGCAGACAGUACUGGAUCAAAAAUUAUCCUUUACACAUGAUCCUGAAGCUCAUUCUUGGUACCAUCCAUACCAAUCAAAAAAUGUUGAGCAGCAAAACCAGGACAAGUCAGGGGAGGAGUUGGGUCCUGACAAGGCUAAAGAAAGGGAUGGUCCCCUAGGGCCGUCAACGCGGCCCGAGUUGGAGCCUGGAGAGCUCCAGCAGCAGGACUCUCUUGCAGGAUGCACGGAAGACCACGAGAAACUUGACGACAGAGAGGCGGCAGGAAGUGCAUUCGGGGACACUGGGGGUGCCAGGGUGGCUGUUUCAUCGCCAGUUAGCCCCCACCAAUCAUACAUGCAGUACCAGCAUGCUUACUCGUACCUGCAGAUGUGUGACCCCAGCAGCAGUGCCUACAGGGUGAUGUCACCUGCGCUGAUGCAAAGCUACCCAGGUUUUCACUACCCGCUCUAUGGCAAAACUGCUGGACGGGAUGAGUCGGAAGUGGCUCCCAGUGGCCGGGGUGCGAGUGGAAAGUCCCAGUGCGAGUCCGUGGCUCUGGAACUGCUACAGCACCACAAACUGCCCUUCCAUGCUCAGUCCCCAACGCCAGGGGAGAGAGAAUCGCCAAAACGCGAGCGGGCACUGGAGCGAGAAAGGGACCACGCCCCCUUCGCCCGACACCUUCACACCCAUCAUCAUACUCACCUGGGCGUGGGCUACCCACUCAUACCUGGGCAGUAUGACCACUAUCAAGCAUUAGGGGCUUCUGGUCUAACCUCUGCAGCUGUGGUCUCCAGCCAGCAAGUAGCAGCACAGACAUCCGCAGCUGGCAAUGAUGGGAAAAUUUGAACCCAUGGCAUGUGACAAGCUCACAUGAACACAAGCAGAUCCAGUGGCAUCAGUUCCUUGGUGUUAUUUGUUGCCCCAUGGGGGGCAGGACCCAGUACCAUUUUUUUUUUUCCUUAUGUAUGAAGAUUUUAUAAGAGUAUUAAUGAUGUGACAUUGAUGGGAAAUUAGUUGCCGACUGCUAAUUUGUAACAAUGAGGAAACCUGGAAACACCCCCGUUGGGCACUUAAUGUGGCCAUUUUUAAAAUGGAGAAUGUACAAUGAUUUAGUAGGAAAAUCAGUCACAGCAAGGGCCAUGUAGUUCUAUUUGGCAGGAAACAUAUGUCGUUGUGUAACCAUAUUACUGAAUGUAUUUGAUAUUGCAAUAUCACCGGGAUGUUUGGAGGGAACUGCUGUAGAAGUGACACCAUGCUCAAGUGACUGUAAUGUGGUCCCCUCUUGUAAUGCCCAAACUGUACCUGUAUACACUUGACUGUACCCACAUGUCUAUUGUAUUGUAUUAUGUGUGAGUAAAUCUAUACUAUGCGAUUUUUAUUUUUCAUCGCUGUGGUGUAUAUCCUGUACAUAGUUAUACGGCAGAGUAUAAAAAAGCUUAUUUAGAUUCUUUUUAAUUUGAUUGCAUUGUCUGACAACUCUAAUUCACCUGCAUAGCGUCUGUGAUUGUUCUAUCUUGUGAAUAGUGCUGCAAUCUUUAAAUGUUUACCAGUGAUGAUGUGUUAGAGAAGACACUCCACUGCUGUUACCGGGUCAGUUAUUUCACGGCUGAAAUCAAAGUUUAGGUUAACUGUACAUUGGAAAUGCGGUUGUUUUUUUACCUGCCUUAAAAUUGUUUGGCAAUCACAAUUAAAGGAAGAGAUGUUUAUAUGAAGCAUCUGUUCAUUGUGUUUUUCCAUGGGGGCACAGAACAUCAAGAGGUAAGAGAAUCAUACCAUCUGCCAUCCCUUGGUAUUAUUUUUCAUUAGUUCUGCUUCUCCAGUA
This is a messenger RNA of Scleropages formosus (Asian bonytongue), 5809 nucleotides long. It is a transcript of the gene znf608, whose product is annotated as zinc finger protein 608. Lineage: Eukaryota; Metazoa; Chordata; Actinopteri; Osteoglossiformes; Osteoglossidae. Gene Ontology annotation, biological process: regulation of transcription by RNA polymerase II. The coding region runs from base 592 to 4833 and encodes 1413 amino acids. The record is from RefSeq and is a predicted model, not a curated record. Gene Ontology annotation, cellular component: nucleus. The transcript has 10 exons.